AUGUGUAUCAUCUUCUUUAAGUUUGAUCCUCGCCCUGUUUCCAAAAAUGCGUACAGGCUUAUUCUAGCAGCCAACAGAGAUGAAUUCUACCACAGGCCAUCCAAAGUAGCUGACUUUUGGGGGAACAACAAUGAGAUCCUCAGUGGGCUGGACAUGGAGGAAGGGAAGGAAGGCGGGACAUGGCUGGGCAUCAGCACACGGGGCAAGCUAGCGGCACUCACCAACUACCUGCAGCCUCGACUGGACAAGGAUGCCCGGGGCAGAGGUGAGCUGGUCACCCACUUCCUGACCACUGACAUGGACAGCUUGUCCUACCUGAAGAGGGUCUCCGCCGAGGGUCAUCUGUACAAUGGCUUCAACCUGAUCACAGCAGAUUUAAGCACAACCAAGGGAGACAUUGUCUGUUACUAUGGAAGCCGGGGACAGCCUGAGCCCGUGGUUCUGACGCCAGGCAUUUAUGGACUGAGCAACUCACUGCUGGACACACCCUGGAGGAAGUUGAGCUUUGGGAAGCAGCUCUUUCAGGAGGCCGUGGAGCAGAGCCAGGCCCUGUCCAAGGACGCCCUGGUCGCUCAGCUCCUUGGCGUGCUUAACAAUGAGGAAGCACAACUGCCAGACCCAGCCAUCGAGGACCAGGGCAAGGAAUAUGUGCAACCUAUUCUGAACAAGUACGCAGCUGUGUGUGUGCGCUGUCCGGACUAUGGCACCAGAACCAACACAGUCAUCCUCUUGGAUGUGGAAGGCAAUGUGACCUUCACAGAGCGCAGCAUGCUGGACAAGGACCCCACCCGCUGGGAGACCCGCACUCAUGAGUUCAGGCUACAGAGCUAA
Chrysochloris asiatica (Cape golden mole) is the source of this 831-nucleotide messenger RNA. RefSeq names its product transport and golgi organization 2 homolog (Drosophila) (gene TANGO2). Gene Ontology annotation, cellular component: Golgi apparatus. Gene Ontology annotation, biological process: protein secretion; Golgi organization. The coding region runs from base 1 to 831 and encodes 276 amino acids. The record is from RefSeq and is a predicted model, not a curated record. The transcript has 8 exons. NCBI's taxonomy places the organism in Eukaryota, Metazoa, Chordata, Mammalia, Afrosoricida, Chrysochloridae.